CACUCAUCGCACAUGCUGCUAGUGUUUAUCUCUUUUACAUUAGCUAAGGAUUAUAAUGUGGUUAAUGAACAGAUUUGCUGUGUCUCUGAGGACUCUUCAGAAGCUGACGGGGGCGUGCCGAUGGCAUCAUACUAGUCUGACAAAUUUGUUCUUGCAAUGCCACAACAAAUUACAGGGAUGCAAACUCAUGAGGGGCGAAAAAGAUGAGUUGAUUGAAAACAUGGACAAAAAAGCAACAUGGGACAGAUUCUACACAGAAAAUGCAAGCAAAGGCAACUUCAAAAAUUUUGAGUGGUUCUUUGGCUUUCACUCAGUUCAGGACUUCAUUCUUCCUGUACUUCAGACCAUGUCUCAUUCCCACAGUGGCCCAUUGCACAUCCUAGACAUGGGCUGUGGCACAUCCGCCUUAGGACCCUGUAUUUACCGAAACUCUCCAUGUCCUGUCAAGGUCACCUGUGCUGAUAUCUCCCCGGUGGCAGUGCAACUUCUGGAGGAGCACACCAAGACUACACCAGCAGAGCCACAGAAUCCAUCCUCUGCUCUUGCCUUCCUAGAGCUGGACUGCACACUGUUAAAAGGACACUUUGGGACCAGAAACCUGGACUUGAUUUUGGACAAGGGUACAACCGAUGCUUUAGUUAGGUCUAAAGAAGGGCGAGUUAAGGCUGGCCAAAUAGUACAGCAAUGUUUACAGGUACUGAGACCCUCAGGAAGUCUCUUACAGUUCUCAGAUGAGGAUCCUGAUGCCAGGCUUGUAUGGCUGGAGACAGAGGUUAGAACAGCAAAGCUGGCAGCUGAUGUGGGAGUUCAAGAAGUGGGGGAAUUGAGAGGGGUCAGUUAUUUUUGCUAUCAGAUUACUCCUCGUAUUGCCCCGCAUUUACAAAUUUAAUGAAUGCAAAAUCCUCUGCACUCGAGUUUCCAACCAAAUAAUAUUGUUUAAUAAUUUUUAUUAAGUCAGCACGGAAAAUGUAACCAUGUGCUUUUUGCACAAUAUACAACUGGCCUAAAAAAAAAAUCCUGUUUGCAUCAUUUGCAUUAACUAAACAAGAAACUUGUUUUAAACUUUGUAGAAAAAUAAUUGUUUAUUUCAGAGUAAAAUUUCAGAGUUAUUUCUGUGAU
Myxocyprinus asiaticus (Chinese sucker) is the source of this 1119-nucleotide messenger RNA. RefSeq names its product citrate synthase lysine methyltransferase (gene cskmt). Lineage: Eukaryota; Metazoa; Chordata; Actinopteri; Cypriniformes; Catostomidae. The record is from RefSeq and is a predicted model, not a curated record. The transcript has 3 exons. Bases 56 to 889 code for a protein of 277 amino acids.